This is a messenger RNA of Plenodomus lingam JN3, 1566 nucleotides long. Lineage: Eukaryota; Fungi; Ascomycota; Dothideomycetes; Pleosporales; Leptosphaeriaceae. The record is from RefSeq and is a predicted model, not a curated record.
AUGACCGAUACCACGAGCUCGCUGAUCAGCAACUGGAAAUGCAUUCUCGCAUGCACACUUGUUUCCAUGUCACCAUUCCAGUAUGGUAUCGAUUUCGGUGCCAUUGGUGGACUCCAAGCUAUGCGUGGCUUCCUUGAAGUCUUUGGACACCCUGAUCCCUCGGUUCCACUUGGCUACAAUCUCUCGCCCACACGCCAGCAGCUCAUCUCAUCGCUCAUGAUCUUGGGUGCAUUCUUGAGUUCAGGCAGCGCGGGUAUCUUCGCAGCAUAUCUUGGACGGAGGCAUUGCUUGUGGUUGGCGAGCUUGCUGUGCUGUGUGAGCAAUGUGGUCAUGAUGACUACAACAAGUAUUGGUGGACUCUACGCCGGCCGCUUCCUCAUCGGUCUUGCGAAUGGGUGGUACAUGACCUUUUCGCAACUAUACAUUCAGGAAAGCGCCCCGGCUCGGUACCGCGGUCUUCUGAUCUCAGUCUUCCAAAUUUGGACUUCCAUCGGUUCCCUCAUCGGCACAGUUAUUGACAAUGCUACACACGACAUGGAUGGAAAGAACUCAUACAUCAUCCCACUCGGCACAAUCUAUAUCAUCCCCGUAUUCAUGUCCGUUGCCCUCAUAUUCAUUCCCGAAUCUCCCCGCUGGUUGAUACUGGUAAACAAGCCAGAGCAAGCCAGGAAAGCCAUGCUUUGGUUGCGUCCCCAUCCCGAAUCUGUCCCAACAGAACUCGCUGAGAUCCAGGCCGCCAUUGAUGCAGAGAAAGCUACCAAGGAUUCUGCGAACUUCAUCGACAUCUGGAGAGACCCGGUUGACAGAAGACGUACGCUUCUGGCUGUUGCCGCUGUCUCUACCCAAGCUGCAUCCGGUGCUAUGUUCAUGAUCGCUUAUGGCACUUACUUCUUUUCAAUGGCGAAUGUCGGCAGUCCCUUCAUGAAUAGCUGCAUCCUAACAGCCGUCGGCGUACUAGCCAUCAUCGUCAACAGCUGCGUCAUCUCCAAAAUCGGACGACGACGUGUCUUCCUCAUGACUGGCUUGUCUAUCUGUGGUAUUACUCAGAUCAUAAUUGCUGCCGUCUACCAUGUCGAACCAGGCACCGUGCGCACCGGAAAGGUCAUCGUCGGUCUCUCUAUCAUCUACAUCGCCGGAUACAACGGUAUGAUUGCGGCUUACGCCUGGCUCUCCGGUGGCGAAAUCCCCUCACAGCGUCUCCGUUCCUACACAUUCGGCGUUGCAGCGGCUGUCGGUUUCGCUGGCGCUUGGCUCGCUACUUUCACCGCACCGUACUUCAUCAACCCUGAUGCGCUGAACUGGGGCUGGAUUUGGGGUCCCUCUUGUCUCGUCACUGUUCUGUGGGUGUACUUCUAUCUUCCUGAAAUUAAAAACCGCACUUUGGAGGAAAUCGAUGAGAUGUUUGAGGCUAGGCUUUCAGCGCGCAAAUUCAGAAAGUACGUCUGCGUUGGAAGGGCGGUGAUGGGUGCGGAUGAGAAGGUCGUAGGUAGGACGGGUAGUACGAGUACCGAGAAGGAGGACGGUGUUGAGAGACUUGAAGUUGUUGGUGUGUCCAAGACUGAAUAA